AUGCCUCUUCUAACAGGGCAAACUUUCACACCUAACCAGGAUCCAAAUAAGCUUCCUUCAAUAUUUAUACUUGUGGAAGGUGAAGAUAUGUUGAAUCUAGGUGCAUGGUAUCACUGUUAUGAGUCCGAAGAAUUGGAUUCCAUUGCAAGUAAUGAUGAAGAGAGUCAUCAGGUAGUAUUUCCACAAGGAAAUGUAGAUGCUCCAGUUAGGGAAGUAAGAUUGGAUUUAGCAAUGGAGUUUGAAAAUCUGGAACAAUUCAAGAAAGCGGUCAGAAAGUACAACAUCAACAUAAGCAAAAGCAUAUUCUUUCCAAGAGUUGAUUCUACCAGGUAUAAGACUAUAUGUUAUGAUGAGGAUUGUCCAUGGCAGAUAUACUGUGCAAAGAGGUCAUAUCCAUUAAGCUUUCAAGUGAAGACAUUUAUCAAUGAACAUACAUGCAGCAGAGUCAAUAAGAACAAAUUUGCAGAUGCAAAGUGGAUUGUUGAUGAUAUUAAAGACAAGAUACGUGAUUACCCAAAAAUGACGCAAAGACAGGCAAACAACUUUUUUAAGAAGGAGUAUGAUGUAAUUGUCAAUAAGAAGAAGAUAUAUAGGGCUAUGGUGAAAGCAAGGAAAAUGAUUGAAGGGUCAGAAAUAGCUCAAUAUACACUUCUUAGGGACUAUGCAAAUGAAGUUAUAAAGACUAACCCUAGCUCUACUGUAAGAAUCAGCACCAAUUUUGUGAAAGGCACUAGACAUAAAUUCAAAAGGAUAUACAUUUAUUUGGAAGGUUGUAAGACGGGAUUUUCGGUUGGCUGCAUGCUAUUCAUAAGGUUGGAUGGUACUUUUCUUAAAGGUUACUAUCUUGGACAGUUGCUGAUUGCUAUCGGCCAUGAUGCCAAUAACUAUAUAUAUCCUAUAUCAUAUGCAGUUGUGGAAUGUGAAUGCAAAGAAAGUUGA
Messenger RNA from Arachis stenosperma, 939 nucleotides. RefSeq lists its product as uncharacterized. NCBI's taxonomy places the organism in Eukaryota, Viridiplantae, Streptophyta, Magnoliopsida, Fabales, Fabaceae. The coding region runs from base 1 to 939 and encodes 312 amino acids. The transcript has a single exon. The record is from RefSeq and is a predicted model, not a curated record.